Messenger RNA from Colletotrichum higginsianum IMI 349063, 1968 nucleotides. Its product is annotated as Fungal specific transcription factor domain-containing protein. Bases 1 to 1968 code for a protein of 655 amino acids. Gene Ontology annotation, molecular function: DNA-binding transcription factor activity, RNA polymerase II-specific; RNA polymerase II cis-regulatory region sequence-specific DNA binding; zinc ion binding. The transcript has 7 exons. Gene Ontology annotation, biological process: positive regulation of transcription from RNA polymerase II promoter by galactose; DNA-templated transcription. Gene Ontology annotation, cellular component: nucleus. NCBI's taxonomy places the organism in Eukaryota, Fungi, Ascomycota, Sordariomycetes, Glomerellales, Glomerellaceae. The record is from RefSeq and is a predicted model, not a curated record.
AUGUUACCGUCUAGGAGGCCUUGCCGCGCGGAAGACCGUUCGGAAAGCAUCCAGCCGGAGGAGUCGCUGAAUGUGGAGGAUGGAAGCCUUGCUGGAAUCACCCCUGACGCAACAGAUGGCGUUGGUACCAUCGAGUUUACCAGUGGCGAGACUUGGGCAUAUUUUGGACCCUCGUCCAAUAUCGCUUUCACGAAAAUCCUCCGUCGCACGCUCGACCACUUACUGCUGAAGACCCAACGAGCACGACAAGGAGUGACUUCCUCCACGCCGGGGCAACACACCCAGAAACACAUGCUUGCCGUCUCCAGGUCAAGUUCCCCGGUCAUCGAUUCGUUCGAUUCGAGAAGACUAGAAAAGCCUUCCGAAGCAAGCCGUCUGCCGCCCGAAGAUGAAGUCACCCGUCUGGUCCGUCAGUUCUUCGGCGACACGGGUCUUCUGUUCCCUUACAUCCACGAGGAGAGCUUCUGGAAAACUUUUGCGCACUAUAGGUCUAUCGGAAUGCGGACUGCGAGAUAUUCAUGGCUCGCGUUACUAAACAUGAUUCUUGCCCUGGCUACCAGUACCACCAACGCGGCGGGACUUGGUUUCGGAGACAGGCAGGCCGUCUCAGAGGUAUACUACCGUCGGGCCAAGUCUCUGUCGAUGACAGAGAUGAUGACUGGAGCCAACGUUGAAGCAGUUCAGGGUAUGCUCUUGAUGUCACAAUACCUUCAAGGCAGUCAGAGGUCGGUCCAGACAUGGGCCAUCCACGGGCUCGCCGUUAAAGCUGCGUUGGAGUUGGGAUUCCACUCAGAAAUAGCCCUCCAACGGUUCGAUCCACUUGAACGCGAGAUAAGAAUACGGACCUGGUAUGCGUGCAUUGUUCUGGAUAGAACAUUGAGCAUGACUUUCGGCCGCCCCCCCAUCAUCCCGCAGAUUUAUAUCCGAACCCCCUUACCAAAACAUUUCAUCUCGUACCCCAGAACAUCAGGCCCCUCUGAAUGGUCCCGCGAAGAAGAGAGCACGAUGUUCUGGAACGCAACCAUAACCCUCUACAGAGUCACCGCCGCCGUCAUUGACGAUCUCUACGAGAGUAACAUCGGGUCAAUCUCAGCCAACCCCCUGUCAAACACCGUGUCUACUGUUAUUCGCAUCGGACAACAGUUGGCUGAUUGGCAAGCCUCCUUGCCUCUGUCGAUGCAACUAGUUGAGCCGGGAGAGGUGACCAACCCGGAAACGAAGUUGGCAUUGCUAAGACUUCGAGUCAUCUUGACCCUACGGCAUCACAACCUUCAAAUUUUGUCACACCGACCCAUUCUGGAUCGAUGUUUACAGUCUCUUGAUGGAAGCCCCCAAUCAUCACAGGAGGCAGCUGCACUACAACAAGCCUGGCAUCUGAGCAGAACGAUGUGUCUUCGAUCAGCGGAAGCAAUCAUUCGUUUGGUAGAAGCCUGCAAGCUGGCUAAUGAAGCAAAGCCAGGAUUUUCCUUCCUCGGGGCAUGGUGGUUCAGUCUUUACUUCACCUUCAACGCUUCCCUAACAGUUGUUGCGAUAAAACUCAUCGAAGAAAGCUAUUUCUCCAGUCCCUUUGAUCAAGCCUACGUAGGUACGGCGGCUCGAUUUGAAGAGAUCCUGAAGAGCGCCAUUAGCUGCAUUGCGCGCCUGGACACUCAGAACCCCACGGUGGAAAAGUGUGCAAAGUUCGUGGCGACUCUGGUCUUUAUGGUUCAAAACUUGCAAAUGGGUUUAGGGCGCGAUGAUAUUGACUGCGACGUCGGGGUGGUUUCUUCAAGCGCAGGCGUUCUCAUCGACGAGAACGGGGCGAGCCAGGCCACGCAUCUGCCUCCUCACGCCGGCGGGAUGGACGAAGCCUUCUCCAACCUGAUGAGUUAUCUCCCGCCGAACUUCAACGAUUUCUCUAUCAACAGUGCCCCGUUCGCCAUGUCGGAUUUGAUGGACGACUUUCCCACUGGUGACCUGUUCUGGUAG